Botrytis deweyae is the source of this 1657-nucleotide messenger RNA. RefSeq lists its product as uncharacterized. The record is from RefSeq and is a predicted model, not a curated record. The transcript is spliced from 2 exons. Gene Ontology annotation, molecular function: oxo-acid-lyase activity; imidazoleglycerol-phosphate synthase activity. Bases 1 to 1626 code for a protein of 541 amino acids. Gene Ontology annotation, biological process: L-histidine biosynthetic process. NCBI's taxonomy places the organism in Eukaryota, Fungi, Ascomycota, Leotiomycetes, Helotiales, Sclerotiniaceae.
AUGUCAAAAGUCUAUCUUCUUGAUUACGUUGCUGGAAAUGUGCGUAGCUUGGUCAAUGCCAUCGAGAAGGUGGGCUAUACUAUUGAAUGGAUCAGGUCUCCAGAAGAUGUGCCAAAGGCAGAUAAACUCAUUCUGCCUGGAGUUGGCCAUUUCGGUCACUGCAUGACACAAUUCUCCAAAGCCGGAUACCUUCCAGCGAUACAAAAACACAUUGAUUCAGGGAAACCUUUCAUGGGUAUCUGUGUUGGAUUACAGGCAUUAUUUGAGGGCUCUGCGGAAAAUCCAGCAGUUCCUGGGCUUGGGUAUGUCAAGGCGACGCUCGAUCGAUUCGACGAUAGCUCGAAAUCAGUACCACACAUUGGAUGGAACAGCGCGAACACAUCAGGCAAGGAAGUCUUUGGAUUGAGACCAAGCUCGAAGUAUUAUUACGUUCAUUCGUACAAGGUUCCAUAUAAGCAAGGAGAGUUGGAAAGCCAAGGUUGGACCGUCGCAACCGCACGCUAUGGGGAUGAAGAAUUUGUUGGAGCGAUUGCAAAGGGAAACAUACUGGCGACACAAUUUCACCCAGAGAAGAGUGGAGUUGCUGGAUUAAGGGUGAUCAAAGCUUUCUUAGACGGAGACAACAGUAGUAGCGCAGUUGAAGGCUUGGUCGCUGCCAAAGAGGGCUUGACUAGAAGAGUUAUCGCAUGUUUGGAUGUGCGAACAAAUGACCAAGGAGAUUUGGUGGUGACGAAGGGUGAUCAAUACGAUGUGCGAGAAAAAACUGAUGGUGGAAAUGUACGAAACCUGGGAAAGCCAGUUGAGAUGGCCAAAAAAUACUACGAACAAGGAGCCGACGAAGUUACAUUUCUCAAUAUCACAAGUUUCAGAGAUUGCCCGGUAGCAGAUGUACCGAUGCUCGAAAUAUUACGACAGACGUCAAAAAGUGUAUUUGUUCCAUUAACAAUUGGAGGAGGCAUUAGGGACACCAUUGACACCGAUGGUACAAAGAUUUCAGCACUGCAAAUCGCAACAAUGUAUUUCCAGAGUGGAGCAGACAAAGUAUCCAUUGGAUCUGACGCUGUGACGGCAGCAGAGGAGUACUAUUCAAGAGGAAAGAAAUUGUCUGGAACAACAGCCAUAGAGCAAAUAUCUGGUGCUUAUGGCAACCAAGCAGUGGUUGUGAGUGUGGAUCCAAAGAGAGUUUACGUAUCGAAACCCGAAGAAACGAAACAUAACACUAUUCGAACAAGAUGCCCAGGACCAAAUGGUGAAGAAUAUUGUUGGUAUGCAUGCACGAUUAAAGGAGGCCGAGAGACACGAGAUAUGGAUGUUGUUGAGCUUGUGACUGCUGUUGAGGCAAUGGGAACAGGCGAGAUUCUCUUGAAUUGUAUAGACAAAGACGGAACAAAUAGCGGAUUUGAUUUAGAACUCAUUGACCAAGUAAAGAGUGCGGUGAGCAUACCAGUCAUUGCUUCCAGUGGGGCUGGAAACCCUGGUCAUUUUGAAGAAGUUUUCUCGAAGACUUCGACGGAUGCUGCUCUUGGAGCUGGUAUGUUCCAUAGAGGAGAAUACACGGUUAAGCAAGUCAAAGAUUCUCUUGCCGAGAAGGGCUUGAUGGUUAGACAAUUUGAGAGCGAUCUCUAAGCGAUAUAAUCAAAAUGAAGAAUAUUUCCAG